AUGCUGGCCGACUACGAAGAGGAGGAAGAGCGUGCGUACCGGAGAGCGAAGGAGAGGUUUGAGACCUACGAGAUGGAGCGCGCUGUGAACAAGACGGCUGGUGGUUCGACCAGAGAAGACUCAUUUAAGGACCUUGAGGGAGAGCCUUUCAUGAGUUAUGAGGAGUUCACACGUUACAGGGAGCUGACGUCGCCGCGGCUGAAGGCGCUUUACCAAAACCUAUUGAUGGAGCCGACAACGAAGAACGUAGAGCUCAAGGGCGAUAUCAAGGCGGCGCUGGAGGACGAGGAUGAUUGGAGGGACAUGAGCAGCUACGACAAGUGGGUGGUGCAACUGUUCCAUCGGGAGGUAGUGGACAUGUUUGGUGGACUGACGGUCGUUGAUAAGGCGGCGCUGCCCAUUGGGUUGAUAACCAUGCUGAGACAAAGCCGGUUCCAUUGGCAGGGCUAA
Messenger RNA from Neurospora hispaniola, 450 nucleotides. RefSeq lists its product as uncharacterized. Bases 1 to 450 code for a protein of 149 amino acids. The transcript has a single exon. NCBI's taxonomy places the organism in Eukaryota, Fungi, Ascomycota, Sordariomycetes, Sordariales, Sordariaceae. The record is from RefSeq and is a predicted model, not a curated record.